Messenger RNA from Eublepharis macularius, 5508 nucleotides. It is a transcript of the gene DGKA, whose product is annotated as diacylglycerol kinase alpha. Gene Ontology annotation, molecular function: ATP-dependent diacylglycerol kinase activity; calcium ion binding. NCBI's taxonomy places the organism in Eukaryota, Metazoa, Chordata, Lepidosauria, Squamata, Eublepharidae. Gene Ontology annotation, cellular component: plasma membrane. Bases 187 to 2442 code for a protein of 751 amino acids. The transcript has 24 exons. The record is from RefSeq and is a predicted model, not a curated record. Gene Ontology annotation, biological process: diacylglycerol metabolic process; lipid phosphorylation; intracellular signal transduction.
AGCUAAAGGGAAGCAGCAGCAGCCGAAAGCCUCGCCUGGCGCUGAUGUCAGGAGCGGGGCUGGCUCACGGGAGGGUGUGUGGUUGAGUUCGGCUGAGCUUCAGGCGGCUCCUGGCUCCUGGCUCCAACUUCCCGGGCGCCGAGGCGGGCUGCGGAGCGAGACGUUAAGUGGGACAAGGAGGACGCGAUGUCCGACAGCAAGGAGUGGGCCACGCUCAGCCCGGAGGAGUUCAGCCAGCUGCAGAAGUACCUUGAUUACAGCAACAAGAAAGUGCAGGACGUGCUUCAGGAAUUCUAUGGAGAGGGAACGUUGUCCCGGCACCUGCAGGGGGACUCAGUAGACUUUGAUGGUUUCAAGCUCUUCUUAAAGACCUACUUGGAGACAGACGAGAUCUCCGACGAACUUUGCCGCCACCUCUUCAUGUCUUUCCAGACUACUGUGGGGCAGGCCACAACAGAGCCAAGAACGCAACCCGCCCCUGGUUUUGUUUGUGUCAAUGACGUCUCCUGUUACUUCUCACUGCUGGAAGGUGGGAGGCCGGAGGACAAGCUCGAAUUCACCUUCAAGCUCUACGACAAAGAUGGGAACGGCCUGCUUGACAGUUCAGAGGUGGAUCGUAUCAUCACGCAGAUGAUGCGCGUGGCUGAAUAUCUGGAAUGGGAUGUCACUGAACUUAAACCGAUCCUGCAGGAGAUGAUGCGAGAGAUUGACUACGACGGCAGUGGCACGGUGUCUCUAUCUGAGUGGCUCCGCGGUGGCGCCACCACAGUCCCCCUUCUGGUGCUUCUGGGGCUGGAGGCUACCAUGAAAGACGACGGACAACAUUUAUGGCGCCUGAAGCAUUUUAACCGCCCAGUUUACUGCAACGUGUGCGAGACGCUGCUGUUGGGGUUGCGCAAGCAGGGUCUGAGCUGCACCUUUUGCAAGUUCACAGUUCACGAGCGCUGUGCCCGCAAGGCCCCGCCAAGCUGUAUCAGCACUUAUGCCAAGAACCGCCGUGACACCAGCGCACAAGCCCAUGUCUGGGUCAGAGGCGGUUGUGACGGCAAUAAAUGUGACCGGUGUCAAAAGAAGAUAAAGAGUUUCCAAAGCCUGACAGGCAUGCACUGUGCCUGGUGCCAUCAGAAGAUCCACGAUGAGUGCCUGUCUCUCAUGUCUUCCGCCUGCGACUGUGGGGUCCUCAGGGACCAUAUUCUGCCACCUUCAGCAAUCUACCCUGUUGUGCUGGAGCGGCAGAACAGUCAGAAGAAUGGAGUCUGUGGGACCCCUUCAGAGGAGCCAAGUCAGCCCUUCACCACCCCUGAGGGACAAGCAUUACGAAUCAUCCCAGUGCCUGACACUCACCCCUUGCUUGUCUUUGUCAACCCCAAGAGUGGUGGGAAACAGGGAGAGAGGGUGCUGCGGAAAUUCCAGUAUCUCCUUAACCCACGGCAGGUCUACAACUUACUGAAGGGAGGGCCUGGACCAGGGUUGAAUUUUUUCCGGGAUGUGCCAGAUUUCCGUAUCCUGGUUUGUGGUGGUGAUGGCACAGUGGGAUGGAUCUUGGAUGCCAUCGAUAAAGCGAAUCUACCGAGUCGGCCUCCGGUAGCUGUCCUGCCUCUAGGAACUGGCAAUGACCUGGCCCGCUGCCUUCGCUGGGGAGGAGGUUAUGACGGUGAAAAUCUGGUGAAGAUCCUGAAAGAUAUUGAGGCCAGCAGCAUCCUGCAGAUGGACCGUUGGUCGGUGCAGGUGAUACCGGAUAACCCCGAGGAGAAAGGUGAUCCUGUCCCGUAUGAGAUCAUCAACAACUAUUUCUCUAUCGGUGUUGAUGCCUCCAUUGCCCAUCGAUUCCAUGUCAUGAGGGAAAAAUAUCCGGAGAAAUUUAACAGCAGGAUGAAGAACAAACUCUGGUAUUUUGAGUUUGCUACGUCGGAGACCAUCUUUGCCACAUGCAAAAAGCUCAAGGAGUGUCUGUCUGUUGAGUGCUGCGGGCAGCCUCUUGACCUCAGUGGAGCACUUUCCGGAGUGGCUAUUCUCAACAUUCCCAGCAUGCACGGCGGCUCCAAUCUCUGGGGCGAGACCAAAAGGCCCUUGGGGGAAGCAGCAGCGCGAAGCACAGCAGGGGGGGCAGCACAGCCCCAGGUGAUCACCGAUGCUGAAACGCUGAAGAACUGUGUGCAGGAUCUGAGUGACCGGCGCGUGGAGGUGGUCGGCUUGGAGGGUGUGAUUGAGAUGGGACAGAUCUACACGGGGCUGAAGAGCGCAGGCAAGCGGCUGGCCAAGUGUUCUGAAAUCAUGCUGCGCACCUUCAAGCACCUCCCCAUGCAGAUUGAUGGGGAGCCCUGGAUGCAAGCACCAUGCACGAUCAAGAUAACCCACAAGAACCAAGCCCCGAUGCUCAUUGCUCCGCCUCCCCGAUCUUCCAGCUUCUUUGGCCUCAAGAAGGGACCCCAGGAGCCAUGAAGGUGCUUUGGUGCCUGCCGGGGCACAGCAGCCUCUGGGCCUGUGCUUGGGAUGUCGUAUGUCCUGCACCGCUGGGGGGGGGGAUCCUCCUCCAUCAUUGCCACAUGAAACUGAUCGAACCGGACCGUGCUCCUUGCUGCCUCGUACGUGACAAACGGAGGGCCCGCUGCCUCUGCCACGCAGACCAGCCUUGCCGAUUGGGGGAGGGGUCCUGAGGCUCUCUGCCCAUUAGGCUUUGUACUACCCUCCUACUCAGGGUUGCCUUCUGGGCUGCCUGAGUAUCCUGUGACCCUCCUUCCUCGCGGAUGCCAAAUCCUCCUCCACGGCCCACCGCGUGGCCCCCUAAAUUGCCAGCUCUCGCCCUUGUGCUUCUGCCCCUUGCAGAGUCCACCCUCUGCACUUGAGGUAACUGCUGAGAGACUGGGGGGGGGGCGCCAGCUGUUCCCUCCCACUCCUCCCGCCUCCCUUUUUAUUUAUUGCAUCUCCGUUCCAAGUCCUCCACUUGCAGUUAAGUUAUCAGAAGUGCCUCAGCGUAGUAAUAAAGGGUCGGGGUGUUUUUUUUCCUCCUCCUGUUGUAUCUGAUUUCUUCGGAUGUGGGUGUACAUGGGAGAUCUGGCCUGGGGAGUUCCGAGGCUUAAGAUCUUCACGUUGGCCAGGCCUCUUAAAAGUGAGUCAAGCUGCAAACCCCAUGCUGAGUAAAAGACCGUGUGUGAAUGUGUUGAAUGUGUGCACGCACCUAGAAAUAAGUGUUCACUAGACCUGUGAUCUCUAACGUGUUGCCCGCCCAUGGGUUUCCUAGUGCCCAUUUGCUUCUUCCCCAAAGCAUCUCUUCCAGAAAGCAAAGAGCCAGUCCCAGCUUUCCUCCACCUCUUUGGAGCAGGAGGUGAUUCAAAAGAACGCGAGAGGCAUCCCCUUUGUGUCUGCAGGGAGCAUCCAUUCAGAAACAGUUGCCUCCAUCGUAGGAGGGUGCUUGGCUGGCAAUUAGCCAGCAUUUUGGGAUUGGCUGCUCUGGAGAGCGGGGGCCACUUUGUAGUGGCACCCACUUCCCCUUCUCAGCAGUGGCUCAACAAGAUUGGGAUCCUUACACCAGACUUUGGGGGACAUGAUAGACAGAUGGAAUUUAGGCAAAGCCUUUCCACUUCUGAGGCAGAACCUUUUUUGCACAUCUGCAUUCACGUAUUGCCUUGGGAGGCUUACGUCUCAGCUGGGUAAAAGUUUGGAAUCGCGGGGCACGAUUUCCAUCGACGCGUGGAAUGUUCACACCACUCUUGCUUUGAGGCAGCAGCGUAAGGUGGAGCAGAAACGACUUGCUUAAUUUCUGGUGCUGUUUUUGACCCUCUCUGACAUCCUAUAAUAUAUGGUUGCAGUCUUAGUAACUCCCGAUAACUUGGUUGCUUCUAGGUCUAUUUGCAACACCAGGGCCCUCAGUCUGUGAGCAGGGAACUAUGCCUCUGGCGACGUGGCAGGACUCUUCCGUUUUACCACUGCAGUACUGCUGGCCCUGAUCGUGCAAUUAUAGCUUGCUAAGAGUCUUCAUAAUGUUGUGGCUUGAAAGGGGCUUCAGCUGGCUAUGGGUGACUAAGAGAAAUGACCUCCGUUGGGGAAACUGAUUUCUCUUCAGAUUCCUUAAUGAAGCCUCUUUGGUGCCACAUAGGUCAGCAGAGAAGUGAAACUGUUUAGGAUGAGAUGGCAGGCAGUUUUGAACGUGCUAUUCUAUUUCAUUUCUAAGGAAAACUGUCUCCCCCCGCCCCUUUUCAUAGGGCUCCAUGAAAACAAGUACAUAUAAGCUCCUAGCUUUUCCUAUUAAAAACGAAAAGCCUUUGACAAACCACUCCUAAAAUAUACUAGAUAUUGCAGAGGGAGAGAGACCAUGUGUUACUUAUCGAAAUCUAAGACCCCCCCCCCCGCCAAUUUCACCACAGUGCUGACUGCACUUCUGGACAUUUUUUUUUACAGCUUUCCAGGAAAGAGCUUGAAAUGCUCUGAGAACAAGCACUUUGACCUGAGCAAAUGGUUAGUCACAUUAUGGACAAACAAUGUGCGCUAGGGGCAGCUCUUGCCAUAGCUGAAAAGGUAUCCUCCGGUCCACAGCUUCAGAUUGUGCUGAGAGCAAGGAUAGUUUUUAAGAACUGUGUCUGUUUGGGGAAGGGCUGCUACCCAUUCUUCUGGACUUAAACCUAGGAGAGACUCGUUUUUUCUUCCUUUGUAGCCUCAAGGUUGGACUGUUGUGCUUUGGUGAGCCCCAGAGAAGGGGAGGUGACCGUUACUCCCACCUUCCUCUUGGCCCUGUUCUGUGCAAUAAACAAGGGAUCGUGGAGGCCUCUGUUACCCAUGGCUGGCAGUGUAACAUAAUUUGGGAGGUCCCUGUGAAGUCCCAUGUGUGCCACUUAAUGAGUGAAGGACAGACUGUAAUGUAAUGAAGAGCCUGACAUGAUUUGUGCAAAUAUCGCUUCUGAAUGCCUGAAGUCCUUUCCCCAUUUGCCACUUUGAGCACAAUAAAAGUGCAGUUAUUGGUCUUCUGGGGCAUGGAGUCCAUAUGUCUUUCCUGAAGGCGGCACAGGGAGAUGACGGUUUUCCAGCAUACGCAGGAUACCCGCGAGGACUGCAGAUGUUGGACUGCUUGUUGUUUGAAAUAACGCUGUACAGAAUUCGACCGUCUAGUUCAGUGCAAAAUACAGAUAACUCUCAUGAAUGACAUGUUAACAGCCAUUGGGUCCGCUGAUGGUUGGGACAGAUGCUGACUCCGGGAGGGAGGGGGGCAGAUCAAGGUAUGGCCCACUCACACCAAGAGCAGAAAUACAUAAUAAUGUUAAUUCCAUAUACCAUUUUAGUAACUUAUUUUAUACAAUGCAUCCAGCACGGCUGCAGUUUUAAUGUGGAAAGUGCUUCCCCCUUAAUCCUUUAAAAUCAGUUGUCGUUGUCCCCGCACUCUCCCCUCCCCACUUGGGCUGGUGAUUUUCAAUGGGAAAGGAGGAUAAUUGUAACACCCCUCCACACACCAAUCAUCCCCUUUAAAAUCACAGCCCCAUUGACUGUAUUGUAUAAAAUAAAACUUUGGAAAAAAUG